Molecule: messenger RNA, 579 nt
Organism: Vicia faba (fava bean)
Lineage: Eukaryota; Viridiplantae; Streptophyta; Magnoliopsida; Fabales; Fabaceae
Source: the annotation of a GenBank genome assembly
AUGGAUAGUAGUAAUUAUUUUGGAGAUUCAAACAUGGGAAAUGAAAGAGUAAGUGGAUCUUCAUCAUCUUCAAGAAAAGGGAAGAAAAAUAAUCAAGAUAAACCAAAGCAACCACAAAGAGGAUUAGGUGUUGCUCAAUUGGAGAAAAUUAGAUUACAUGGUGAAAUGGCUUAUGCUUUUCAUCCUCCUCUUCAUAAUCCUUAUCCAUCUAGUUUUAUCAAUGAAGAUCCAAGAGUGCAAACACCAUAUUCAUCUAUACCUUCUUCUUCCUCUUUUUCUUACUCAUCUUCUUCUACAUCUUACUCAGCUUCACAUGGUUUUCAACCAAACAUUGUGAUGGGCCAACCUCAAUAUGAAAGAACAAACAUAAUAUAUGGAGAUUCUCAACCAAUUGAUUCAUUAAGAUCAUGGGAACAUGCCAAUGCCAUUGCUCAAUCCAACACAACAAAACCGUUACUUAACCUAUAUGACUCACAAUACGUAGAUACCAAGAAGCAUAGAAGUGGUUCCACAAGCAGUCAGAAUUCAGAAUCAAGUGACACUCAAGAACCAGAUUUGGAGCUAAGAUUAUCUCUUUGA